This is a messenger RNA of Vombatus ursinus (common wombat), 9880 nucleotides long. It is a transcript of the gene AKAP11, whose product is annotated as A-kinase anchoring protein 11. Gene Ontology annotation, biological process: intracellular protein localization. Gene Ontology annotation, molecular function: protein kinase A binding. The coding region runs from base 241 to 6093 and encodes 1950 amino acids. The transcript is spliced from 13 exons. Gene Ontology annotation, cellular component: cytoplasm. NCBI's taxonomy places the organism in Eukaryota, Metazoa, Chordata, Mammalia, Diprotodontia, Vombatidae. The record is from RefSeq and is a predicted model, not a curated record.
GGGCGCUCCGCGGGAGCCGUUGGUCGUCGUCGGGGCUGGUGACAUGUCUGGAAGCAGUGGAGGCUGCCGCGGCCCCGAGAGCUGCUGAUGUCUUCUGUUGAAGUUGUUUGGUGACCUGUUCUCUCUGCUGAGCUGGACCCCCAGGUCCUCAUACUCCAGACCUGCCACUCUGCACUGCACCUCAUUGCCUGGUGUUUUUGAAGCAGUUCUUCAUCGAUUGAUUACAAACUACAUAUAGCUAUGGAUACUUAUCAGACUGUUAAAAGCAGUAAAAUAAAGACAAUGAAGACUACAGUGUCUGUCAAAAAAAGCUUCAUUGAAGGUGUACUCCGGUCUAUAAAGUCUUUGUUACAGAGCCAAAAGGAAUUAUGCAGUGUGUCAGCAGAGGAGUGCUUAAAACCAGAGGGACAAGCCAAUAUGAUUGAGGUUACCUUUCUAGGUUUCAAUGAAGAAACAGACGCUGGUAAUAUGCAGGAUUUAACUACAAUUUCUCUGGAACUCCCAGAUCUUCUGAAUUCCAUCCACUUCUGCAAUCUAAGUGAAAAUGAAAUUAUUCUUCUGAAGGAUAUGAAUAAGUCAUCAGAAACAAAUGCCAACCCUCAAAAACAGAAUCAUUUUUCCAGUGUGCUUUGUGUGAUGAGAGUAUCUCCAGCAACAUUCCCAAGACUCAGAGAUGACUUCAUAUUUAAUCUACUAAGCAAAUAUGCCACAGGCGUCAGAUAUGCCCUGGAAGCAUACUUAGGUCAGAAACGGCAGCUGGAGAAAUCUCAUGGAGAUGAUGAUGACACUAAUCAGUCGGUGUCUUCUAUUGAGGAUGAUUUUGUCACUGCGUUUGAACAGCUGGAUGAAGAGCAGCCUUCGAAGAUGCACAGUGACGGAAUGAGCUUUGCUGCGUUGCGGAGCCAGUGUGAUGCUGCUUCACAGACUAUCCCUGCCCACUGCUUAGAAGCCAGUGAUUCAGAGGUCCUGGUUAGCUCUAUGCGACAGAAGGCAGUGGCCAAGUCUUCACCUUCCCAAAUAAAUGUUUUGGGAUUUAAGGAGCGACCUUCCAAUGUGAAAAAUUCAGUCACGACAUCUAUUUCUGAACCUUGGACUCAGAGGAGUUUCUAUAAGUCAUGUCAUCCUUCAGAUACAAGUGUUACUUUACAGAAAACACUGUUUUCAUCUUCUCCUGCUGAUUCAUCUGAAUCAGAAUGUUCAAGCCCAAGCCCUGUUAUUUUCUUAGAUGAAGAAGGGUAUCAAAAAAGCUUAAAAGCAAAACUUGAGUUGCCUAAGAUUCCUGUAGGGAAAGAUGGUAUAGAAGACUCAGAUUCUGAAAUAGGUGAAUUUUUUGACAGUUUUGAUCAGUUUGAUGAGCUAGAACAAGCUUCGGAUGCUUCUUGUCAACUUAAAUGGGAAUCUGUUGUAGGAAAGCCAUCCAAAAAAAGAGUUCACAAACAUGGGGAAUCUUGUUUUAUUACCACUACUAUGAAUCCUCAGAAGUUCAAGUUUGAUCGUCCCACUCUCCCAGCUAAUGUAAGAAAACCAACUCCUCUUAAACCAGAAUCCCCCUACAGUAAUUUGUAUGAUGUCCCAGACUCCCCCCGCCCGGUGAAGACAUCAGGGGAGGACAGUGGUUUGUUUAGUCCCAUCCGAUCUUCAGCUUUCAGCCCUCUGGGGAGCUGCACUACUACUGAAUGCUACUGCCACAUUGAUGUCAGUGGGGAGAGGUUUAAUGAAGAUCAUGAUAACAUUUAUCAUACGUACUCUGAUUAUGCAAACAAUGUUUCAUGUGAAAUACUCGGCUCUGUUUUUCAUUCUCAGUUAGUCCCCAGACACGCUGAAAGUACAUCUUGCAUUGAUAGUCUUGUAUCCACAGAGGGAAAAAUUCUAACUGUAGACCUUCAACACAGGACACUUGACUGGAAAGUAAGAUCAAAACACAAAUCUUUAAUGAUUAAAGAGAAUAUUCAGAAAUAUGCUGCUGAUCUUGUGGAAAAAAGUUUUGGCCAUGCUUUUAAAGACUUACAGAAGGGAGUCUCUUCAUGUACCAGUGCACUUUGUAGCUUAGCGGUAAAAUUGACGUCCUCAGUUUUUGAUAUGGCGUUUAAUGAAAUUGGAAGGCGGAGAGCAUUUUUGCUGAAGGAGCGUGCCAUCAGUGGUUUGGCCAACUUUCUGGUUGGGGAUGCUCUAACCAGCGCUUUACGAGAUUUACACUAUGUCAAGAAGCAGAUAUUUACUAACACUGCUGCCAGGUUUGCAGCAGACCUUGCUGAAGAACUUAUUUUUGAAGGCCUUAUGGAAGUGUGCCAGUUUUCCCAUCCACCAACACCCACAGGGACACACAACAGACCUUUGGAUUAUGAAGACAAAGUAGUUAGGUCAUAUGCAAAGGAUUUGUCUGAAUCUGUCAUACAGGAAGCAUUCAUUGAGCUAUCACAAGUUGAUGUGACUUUUACCACAAAAGCAGCAAUUAGUGUCUCUAUGGAUAACAUCAAGUAUGUCAGUGCAGAAAGUGUGUUGCAGUCAACACAAACCUCAACUUCUUUUCCUACUUGUCAUGAUCAAGUACUGACAGCAUUGAAUCCAGUACAGGACUACGGAAAAGAAUACACAGUACAGCAGGCCUUGUUUUGUACUUCUGGCAUUGUAACUUCCAUACCAGUGCCCUUGGCAGGGAGUGCCCUUGGCAGAUACCAUAUUUCAUCUAAUAUAUGUCAGGAAAGUUCUCAUCUGCCAUCAGAUAAUAGUCAUAAAAUGUACAAUGAUUCUACUCAAACGUACUUCAUGACAAAAAAUAAGGAAGAGGAAGUAGCUCGUCUUAGAAAUACUUAUCUGCCUUCAAACCGCAAUCCAAGUAAUGAAAAUAACUAUGAAUUUUCAUAUAACCAGAAUGAUCUUAAAUUAACAAAUAGCAUUGGAAUCAAUAGCUGUUCAGAAUUAGCCUGUGGUCUAUCAGCUAUCAGUAGUUUCUCUGGAACCAUGGUAGAUAUGAUAGUAACUGAAACUUAUGAAGCAAUUGCAUCCUCCAAAGUUACCAAAGCAGUUGGAGAAUCUUCAGAUUAUUUAAUGGAAGACAAAGCAGAAGGAAAAAACCCUUUGCCAUAUGGUGGAACAUCUCUACAGAAUGGUGAAAGUAGCUCUAAAAACUGUUUUGCUGAUCAUUUAUCUAAAUAUAUUAUAAAGCACUCUAUAGAUGAAAGCAAAUUUGUAGCAUCAAAUAAUAAAAAUGUGGCACACAGUGCAGGUAUGCCAGCAUGCUCAGGCAGUAUGAGAAAAGAUGUAUCUAGUUUGAUAAAGAAACAUGAAACAACAGAGAAACAACAAUUUUUGCCUGCCCUUAAAGAGGAGCCACAGCUGACCCCAGAUAAGCCAACCAACUUUCAAGAUGGUCUAGAUCAGUCUACUCAGGAUAUAUCUUCAUUAGUAAAGGAUUAUGUUCCAGAAUAUAAAGGAUCCAUGGCUCUCAAGUUGUCUUCAGGUGCACUCCCACCUUGUCUGGAUGUAACAUACCAAGGACAGAAUACAGAGGAACUCAGUGAGGCAAUGGAUUCUUCAAUAAAGCCUCUUGACAGAUCAUUGAAAAAACAUGACCUGAAUAAGAGUGUGCUUGGUCCUCUUCCUUUUGGGCAAGAAAUCUGGUUUUCUCCUGCUCAUACUUUCUCACCUACAGUGCUUCCUGGUGAAGACAUUUCACAGGUGGAAGAUAAACAGAAAAUCAGAGAUGGGAAUAUAAUACCUGAUACCCCCCCUCCAACUCCUCUAGUACCCCCCCAGACUAGUUCAGAGCAGAACCUAAGGAAAUUAACUAAAAAGCUCAAAGGAGAAUUAGCAAAAGAAUUUGCACCUGCUACACCACCUUCUACACCUCGAAAUCUGUCUCUUAGUGGCUUAUCUGAAAAUGAGCAAAAUACCAUAGAAAAAGAAGAAUUUAUGUUGAAGCUCAUGAGGUCUCUUUCAGAAGAAGUUGAAAGCAGUGAAGAUGAAGAAUAUCCAGAAAUGCAUAUGAAGUCAGAGUGUUCAGAGAAAACAGCUCAAUAUGCAAAUAAUUUAGCUACACAUAUAAUUUCUUUGGCAACUGACAUGGCUGCUUCUUAUUUACAUAAUAAAAGCUUCCAAGGACCUAGUACAAAAUCUCAUUCAAAAGUUCAGAGUCAAACAUCUGAAUAUACUACACUUGUAAAUAAAGAUGAGACUUUACAGUGCUUACAGGAUUAUGCAGGUGAUGUGGCUGGGGACAUCAUCAGAGAGGCUAAGAAAAUGGUAAAAUCAAAACAUUAUAAACUACUGAGGCUAAAGAGAGACUGUUGCUCAAAAGAGAAGUGGAAUACACAGUCUGAACAGUGGCUGAGAGAAGCCGAUCCACUUAGCCAUUCAUUAUGUCAGAAUUCCUACAUGUCAGGUCUGACAUCCAAGUAUCCCAGCUGUGAAAGUGUGACAGAUGAAUAUGCUGGUCAUAUUAUCCAAGUUCUGAAAAGGGAAGGUGCUAAUAGUGAGUUAAUUAUGGAUCAAUAUGCUAGUCGACUUGCUUAUAGAUCUGUUAAAUCAGGACUGCAACAAGCAGCCAGGAAAAUCCAACUCAAAUAUAAUAGAAAAAUAUUCCCUGUACGAAGCUCACAGAUGAACAGUAAGAAAGAACUGUUAAAAUUCUUGAAUAAAGAUAAGCAUCAAAUAGAUAAAAAAGAACAAGGCAAAAGAAAUAUAGGCCAUCUUUGUGAAAACCAAGCUGAUGAAAGGGCUAAACUUACACAGAGAAUUGAAUGUCCGGAGUUGUUAAGAUUUUCAGACUCUCUUGCUUACAGCAUAACACGAGAUGUCACAAGAAAGCUAAAAAUGUCCACUGUUGGCUUGCCAAAAUCUUUAACAGAUUCUUGCCUUUAUAAAAAAUCUACAUGUGAUGAAGAUAUGGGGGCUUAUGUUGAAUCAGCAUUUUCUAAAUCUCUUCAAUUUUCUUCUCCAAAACAAAAACUUUACCACAGCACAGGCAGCUUAAAUGAAUAUGGGUAUGGAGACAGCAUUAUUCAAGCUAUAGAGCAAUAUGCCAAAAAAAUAGUAGAUGACACUUUAGAAAUAAGUUUGGAAUCUGCAGUUCUCCAAGUUUCUAAGAACAGAAAAUCAGCUGACAGAUUUACUUAUGCUGAAAAGUUGUCACCAUUUUCUGGUACAGCUUGCAGGUAUUGUAACCUGAAAGAACACGAAGAUUGUAUGGGGAAAUCGUCACAGUACUUUUUUGGACAGGAGUCCUCUGCUAGAAACAAACCAGUAUCUAAUUCAGAACUUGUAACUGGCUGUCAGAAGUCUAGACUUUUUCACUUUGAUGUUCCCAGAAUCCAUAUUGAUCUUGAACAGAAGGUGGUAUUGGCUGAAAAGAUAGUUGCUGCAGCUAUUGAAAAAGCAGAAAGAGAAUUAAGUAAUACCAGUAUGGCAGCUGAUAGUGGAAUUGGGAAAGAUGGCGUGAGCUUUGCUGACAGCCUUACUGCAGAAAUAAUGACUUCAGCUAUGACGAACAUUGGUCGCAAUGUUAACAUCAGUUCAAUAGGAAAAGAAGGAUUUCAGUCAGUUGAGUCUGUUGGUAGCCAGCAGAUGAGUCUGAGUAUUGGUGAUGACAGUAGUUGGUCCAAUCUAAGUUUCGAAGAUGACCAUCAGGAUGAGAGCAGCAGUUUUCUUCAUCUCAGUGACAGUAAUGGUAACAGCAGUAGCUGGAGCAGUCUUGGUUUAGAAGGAGAUAUGUAUGAGGAGAAUUUAUCCUUUCCAACAUCAGACAGUGAUGGAACAGAUGAUAAAGAUGAAGAACAUAAACAUGAUAUAGAAGGUUUGGAGAAAGUUGGGAAGAAACUGCUAAUAGUGAAUAUUGAUAUGGCUUCAUGUGAUGUGGAUUCUCAGCUGAGGCUUGCCCUUCAGUGGCUGGCUGCAUCUGAGGCAGAGGUGGAGCAACUUUAUUUCCAUGACUCUGCAAAGAAAGAAUUCAUGCUGCUUUCAAAAAGAGUACGGGAGAAAGAAUGGAAAGUGGGAGACCUCUUGCAGGCAGUUCUUAAAUAUUAUGAAAUGAUGGAAAAGGCUUCUGAUGAGGAGAGAUGCAAACCUCUGUUUUGUUGGAUCUUGGAAAAUGCAUAAAACAAAUCCAGCCACUGUACAGUUUAUUCCUCCUUUUGAGUGAAAAGAUAUAUAUGCAGGAUAAAAUGUAACUAACAAACAUUAACAUUGUUAGCAUAGUUGAAGGUAAAUAAAUAACCUUUUUUCAGUUACUUGUGAUAUAUACACAGUAUGAUAAUCCAAUUCAUAUCUUUGUAAUCUGUAUUGGAAUAUUAUCUUCAUUUAUUCUUCUAUCCAUGUGUUUGUCAUAUUCAGACUAAGAAAUUGGUAUAUGAAAGGAAGUCUGAUGAUGAAGCUCUCAGGUGACUUUGUCUUGCAGAAUUUUCGUUGUGUCCAGUAGUGCUGCUAAAAACUGCAUUUGUGAUUUAUUGAAUACUCUUUUAUUACUGAGAUGGCUGUUAAUAGAAUUUAGCUGGCUAGUAAGAUUUAUAACACUUUUACUUGCUACAAUUUUGCAACAUAUGUGCCCCUUUGGGAAAAAAUAGUAUUAAUGACUAAUUUAACAUCAAUUAUCAAUAAGAUUGAGGCUAGUUUUUUCUUCUGGAAAAAUUUGUCAUUUGGCCAAUCUUUUUAAAUCAUAGUUUUAUUUUUCAUAGUUAAGAUACUAUCAAACUUCCUACUGUAACUGCUUGAAACAGAACAACAUAAUUUAUUAAAGAGCAGAUACGUUAAAAUUUUAAAGUUGCUACAAACACCGUAAGUGAUAGGUUUCAUAAUCUUUGAUCAAGCAAAACAAAUGAUUUGCCAAUGUUGCCAAUUUAUGUUGGAAUGAAAGUAUGUAUGUGAGAAAGAGUGCGUGUAAGUAAAGAUCCCCUUGGCUUUGCAAAUGAUUUUUGCCCUAUUUCUAAGAUUUCAUUUUAUUUCACUUGUGUCUUAGGGAGAACUCGCUGUUGAACUUUAUAAAGGUGCUUUAAAAUCUGACAUCACAAUAAGAAGAGCUUUGAUUUCUGUUUGUUGCUAUUUACAUAUUAAAUUUCCAAUUUUACUCUAUAAUACUGAAAAUAGAGAUUAUUUAAAUUGAAAAACAAUGCUAGAGCAGGCAUGCUUUUCAUAGAGAGAAACAGUCAUACAGUUGAUUGACAGAUUUUACAACAGCACUACAGUCUGGUAUCAACUUUCUUCAGAAGAGGUAAGACUUUCCCAAAUUUCAGAAAAUGUGGUAUUGGCCUUUUAAAAAUUUUUUUAAAACCUUAUGUGCUAUUUUUCUACAACACAGUAUUUCACUAACCCUUUGGAUGAAAUGUUUCCUACUGCUUGUCUUUGUAAAUUGAAAGUUGAUACAAGCCAGAGAUUAGGAGAUCUAUAUCAUAUUACAUCAUAAGUUUUUAUUCAGCUUUCAGUCUUACUGAUAGCUAGAAGGCCUUCAACACAUCCCUCAUUGUGGCUACUUCUAUUUCUGUUGUCUUUUUUCCUGAGCACCAAAUACGCACAGAAUAGAAGGCAUGGCCUUUUCUCAGAACACUUACAUUGAGUAAUAGUAUUAUUAUUACAGUGAAGUUCUCGCUCUUUUUUUUUUUUUAAAAGCAAAGUGCUAAAAAAGUAUUUGAAUACCUUAUGAUUUGUGGCAAACUUUGAGAUUGUUUUAUAUAGGAAAACUGCUGAAAUAGACCAAACCUUUACCAUUUAUUUUAUUUCAUCUUGAAAUUAUUUUUUUUAACUGGACUGAGAAACACAGGAAAUUAGGCAGAAUUUUUAUUACUUUUUCAGACGGUGAGAUGAAGCAGUGGACUGCUAUAAAUAUUAGGAUUAUUUUCUCUUAUUGACCAUAAAGUGGGUUAAUUGCAUAUUAUAUUUUAGAUUGUAUUUUUCAUAUCUGUUUUUAAAAAAAUCUGUCAUUGCAUUUAACAUGAAUAGUCAAUCAGCAGCAAACCAAAAUUCUGAAUUUGUUUUAUUCUGAAGUGGCGAUGUAACUAAUUGCUUUGCAGAUCUUUUUCCAAACAUAGAGAUUUUUGUAGGUUUCUCAGUAAUUCUUGUUUUCAGAUUAGAUUUUGCUUACAAUCUUGCCUCCCUCACAGUUCUUUGGAACAUUACUGAGUUCAGAGAUCCAUUAUAGAAGUACAGAGUUGUUAAUAAGUGUGAUUACUAACAGUAAAAAAAAAUGGAAAUUUCAUAUUCAUAUCAGGACUGUGACAAUAGAAGUCAUUUUAAAGUAGAUAGUAUAGCCAUUAUUUAAGUUUCUUUGUAGAGAGAAAAUAAUAAGGCUCAAACAGUAUAUUCAAUCAAUCCCACAGUUCAAAAAAUAUUUUUUAAAAGAUGCCUCUGUGUGUGUGUGUGUGUGUGUGUGUGUGUGUGUGUGUGUGUGUGUGUGAUUUUUCCAGUGAUAUUCCAGUUCAUUUUGAUUGCUUAGGUUAUUCUUUAACUAUGUUUGGAACAACUGUCAUUGACAUUUUUUAAUGACAAAAACUGCUUGAUGUUCUAAUUUCAUAAAAUGUCCAAUUUGUGGGGAUUUAAAUCCUGAUGAAAUGUAAUGACUUGUUCUGACCUGUUCAAAGUUGUGACUUGUGUUGAAUUUGAGUUCCAUCUCAAGCCAUUGCAAGAAGUGUAGAAAUAAAAAUCUAAAAAGACUGAAGAUAAAAUGAGAUAUGCUUUAGUACAUCUUUAUUUCCAGACUGAUUAAAGUAUGUGCUAAGAUUUGAUUCUUUUAGAUGGUCACUUUCAUGAAAAGAGAUUUGUCAUGUUUUUGGUAUGUUUAAAAUUAGUACCUGAUUUAUUUUAAGAUUCUUUGUUUUACACAAAUGAUUCCUUCACAAACCACAGAGAGACUCUCAAGGUUUGAUAAGGAGUGGGGAAAAAUUUGAAAUACCUUUGGAUAUAUGUAGUAGUGUCUUUAUUUUAAAAAAUACUUGCAAAUUUUAAAUAAAUUAUCUGUAAAGUUUAGUUUAGCCUAAAUAAUGAGUUUUAUUUUGCUACUGAGAGGGUUUUAAAUUGGUUACUAAAUGUGCCAUUCAGUAACAUAAAAAUGAGUACUUUACUCAUGUGACUUUGAAGGAAUUGGAACUAAACUUUGCAUUUGGAAAAAAGUACAUUCUCAUCAAUGUGUAUUUUAGGGGCUGGUUCAGCAGAAAUUAUUCUUCAAGAUUUGAUAUUGUCAGUAAUUCAAUCUAUUAAUAUAUCAUACUUUGAAAUUUACAAUUUUCUAAGGUAACUUUCCAUUUCUUUUUGUGGAGGGGAGGGGAAGGAAGGAAAAGGGAAGGGUACAGUGGAAAUAAGGAGCUAUUUGUUCAUCCUUUGGGUAUAGAAGAACACCCAAAAUUACAAAUUCUGUCACCAGCACAUGAAGUUUAUAUACAAAUUAGUGGGUAUUGGUGAUUAUUAGUACUAAAAGGCCAAAAAAAAAAUUUUUUUUUCUGGUUUCUUUCUUCCCUCUCUUUUCUUUUGGGUGGAAAAAGUAAGAAUAACAAAUGUCAGCAAGAAACUUUCAAGCAUUUACUGUGUUCUUGUUUUGAAGAGAGAGAUACAGUAUUAGCUACUCUCAUUAUGUUUUGUAACAUUUGUGUACAUUCCUUUUGUAUAAGUGAAGUUAUAGUUCUACAAGUUCAUUGUUAGGUUUGAAUAAUAUUUAAUAUUAAUUGGAUUUGCUAUUUUUGUUAUUUGUGCAGUGGUACAGUAAUUCACACCCUUAGUUUAAUGAGUCAGAUGUAUACUGAAAACAGUAACUCUUUAUGUAACUCAGUCUUGUAUUUUGUAACAGUGGCAUUUUUUGCUAUUCAGUAAUUUCAUGGUAUGUUCACUUUCCAAGUGAUGAACUCCAGUUGCACUCAGUUGUCUUUGUUUUUGCAGUGGCUUAAAAUAAAUAUUUCAAAAAAUA